Betta splendens (Siamese fighting fish) is the source of this 3844-nucleotide messenger RNA. It is a transcript of the gene crkl, whose product is annotated as v-crk avian sarcoma virus CT10 oncogene homolog-like. The record is from RefSeq and is a predicted model, not a curated record. The transcript is spliced from 3 exons. Gene Ontology annotation, molecular function: protein binding. Bases 941 to 1831 code for a protein of 296 amino acids. Gene Ontology annotation, biological process: positive regulation of ERK1 and ERK2 cascade. NCBI's taxonomy places the organism in Eukaryota, Metazoa, Chordata, Actinopteri, Anabantiformes, Osphronemidae.
GCGGGACCUGCCCUCCCGUCGCCAUUUUUCGGUCUCGUUACUCGCACUUCUGGUGGCCCGGGUGAGGGGGGCGCGAGCAGAAAUAAGGGAAAGUAAGGGAAAAAAAUCCACAUCAAACCGCCAAGACAGGAUCCCUCGCGAGCGGCAAGGAGUGCACGCGACAGCCCCGGUGUACGUUUGCAGUUCCUGAGGUGCGUGCGCAGGAGACUAACCGCUGCUGUGAAAUAUUUUUUGUGUGAAGACGUGUUGCGGGCCGCCAUUUUUUUGCUGUGCUGCCUCUAAAGUCUGCUUCGACUCGAGAGAGGGGAUCCAAAAACACGCAUUUACAUGACGAGUGCCUUAUCUUAAGAGCAAGAUACUAAGUACCACUUCGUUUCCGACCUGCGGCGACUGGGCAAGCGUUUUGCAGACAUGAGGAUUUAUCAGAUGUAGAACUGAGGCCACCUUUUCCGUUCUCUGACACUGACUGGGGGACAUAAAUUAUUAGAAGAGAAGCCUGGUGUUUUCUCGGAAGGCGGAACGAAAAGGGGAAGCUUCAUUGAUCAUUUGCUGCUUCGGCCUCCGUCGGUGAUCGUCGAGCGUUUUUAUUUAUUUCCUUUUGCCACUCGUACUCUCACUCGGCCACUGGCUGCUCGACACAGGGAUCGCAUUAUGCUCCAAAGUUGGAUGCAGCCAGUCGCAGCCUGCCUCUGAACGCGUCAGGUUGUUUGUGUUUUUUGUGUCUUGUUUUAAUAAUAGGUCUCCGGACUCUGCAGCCCCGUGCACAAAACGCUCGACAAAUCUCACGGGGCGACGAGUGCCCAGCCCUGCAUCCUCAAAUCCUCCAAUUAGCUGUGACCCUCCUGCUCCAACCGCACGUUCACGUUUUAACUUAUUGUCUAGUUUAUUUAGCGUUUGUCCUUUUUUUAUUUCCUAGUCUGAUCUUAACUUAUAAACAGAAAUGUCAACUGCUCGCUUUGAUUCGUCCGAUCGGUCCGGCUGGUAUUUCGGACCCGUGUCACGACAAGAGGCACAGAAUAGGUUACAAGGACAGAGGCACGGCAUGUUCCUCGUCCGAGACUCGGCGACUUGUCCCGGCGACUACGUCCUGUCUGUAUCGGAAAACUCCAAAGUGUCUCAUUACAUCAUCAACUCGUUGCCCAGCAAGAGGUUUAAGAUAGGCGACCAAGAGUUCGAGCACCUCCCCGCUCUCCUGGAGUUCUACAAGAUCCACUACCUGGACACCACCACACUGAUCGAGCCUUCGCCCAGGUACCCAAGCUCCGAGGAAAAUGUGGAAUAUGUGCGGACUCUGUUUGACUUCACGGGCAGCGAUGCAGAGGACCUUCCCUUCAAGAAGGGGGAGAUCCUAAUCAUCCUGGAGAAGCCGGAGGAGCAGUGGUGGAGCGCCAAGAGUAAAGAGGGGCGGGUUGGGAUGAUCCCAGUGCCCUACGUGGAGAAGUUGGUACGACCUCCACCCCACAUUACCCAGCCUUCCCACGGAUCUCGCAACUCCAACAGCUACGGGAUCCCUGAGCCCGCCCAUUCCCUCGUGCACGCCUACGCGCAGCCUCAGACGCCGACGCCUUCGCCAAUGCCCCCUGGCACGCCUGGAGUUGUAACCCCUCUGCCGUCCAUGCAGAAUGGCCCCAUCAUGGCGAAGGCCAUCCAGAAGCGAGUGCCGUGUGCCUACGACAAAACCGCUCUCGCCCUAGAGGUUGGUGAUAUCGUCAAGGUUACGCGGAUGAACAUCAGCGGUCAGUGGGAGGGAGAGGUGAACGGACGGAGAGGUCUUUUCCCCUUCACUCAUGUCAAAAUCAUCGACCCCCAGAAACCAGAUGAGAGUGACUGACCUCAGAGUUGGACUGGAGCCUUUCGCCGCCGUCGCCCUGUACCCGAAGUGGCUGGCUGUAUCUACCUGUAUCGUUCCAGCGUCACCAUGGUUACGUGCUUGCCUGCUUGGGGCUGUAACAUGACAGCAAUCCUUCUGUUGUUGCCAACUGUUGCGAGGCUUUUUGACUGUUUACAGCUUUGGACAUUGUAUCCAAACUAAAACCUGACCCCUCCUUCCUCUUCGACAUCUUUCUUUCAGGCUGGGCAAUGUUUUCGCAUUAGUGUCCCUUUCAUUUGAGUGAGUGUGUGUGUGUGUGUGUGCCUGUGUGUAUUGUGUAUAUGUGUGGUCAUUUGAAUAUUUACCACAUUUUUUGCAACGUGUCCUUUUGCUUUUCCUUCACACAGGUUAGAUUUGAAGUCUUGGCGACUUGCUAUGUGUUUGUCUUACUGGUGUGAGGCUGUUUGUACAUGUUGGGGAAAUACAGUGUCCCUAUGGACUUGAGAGAGCACUGAGGCGGCGAGGAGCUGGCCAGCCUGUCACAUGUUGUUUCUCCCACAAAAAAAGAAAAUCAAAGUCCAGUCCCUGUUGUACCUUAACCAUCAUGCAAACACACACACUCGUUGGCCAUGAAUUAUUCAGGUUUUUUAUGUGUGUAUGAUGUGUGACUGGAUUUGAGAUCGGGGAGCAUCUUGGUUGUAACUUGAUGUAGUGGAUCCCACAGUCCUGUUUGUUUUGUGACCUGUAUGAUAGAGGGGUACGUUUGCAUGUCCACUUGGUACAUCUUCACUGUCCUUCAUAUUAGUUUCAACUAAAAGGACAUAGCUUAGAUUCUAGCAGGAUUUUAGUGCCAACUGCACCAAGCAGUGGAUGGUACACUUCAAUGCUUUCCUAUAAGAGUGCCAAGCUUCAUGAAGCUUUUAAAAAUGUUAAAACGCAAGGGCUGCAUCCCUGGUCAGCACUUCCCAUGAGCAUCUGUCCAAGGCUAGCUUACCGACGCAGUGUGGGUACAAGGACUAGGAUCCAUCGAGGUGAGAUGCUGCCCCCCCAGUGGCGCAGGGCAAAGGUCAGGAGGAGUCUUAGCAAGCCAAUGAAACCCCAUCAAUGCCUUUUACCGAGAGUAAGAAAAAUGCAUCUUUUAGUGCAUGCAAUACCCUCUCAAACCAUGUUUUUAAUGUGCUGGUAUUCACCCUAGUUUAGGCUCCAACUCACUUAGUUACAUAUUCAGUCUGUGCACAAACGUUCUCUUUAUGCAAACAGACUCUUAUCAGAGUUGCAUUUCUGUUCAUAAUGUGCUGCGACCAUUUCCAUGUUGCUCAGUAGGAGGCCAGGCCUGAAGUCGCACAAACGGUGCCAACCCCUCGAUUUCUGCUGUACAAAUGAAGAGUGUCACUCCCAUGAUUCCCUUCUACCGCGCUCUCCUCAAAUCAUCGCUCAGCUGGCCACUCCCAGUAAUAUUGUGCGGCUUUUAGUUGUGUCCCUUUUUUUGUCCGUUUGUAGUCGACGAAGAAAUCAAGCAUUUUCUUUUUGUUCAAAUGAGUGGUAUUAUUAAAAUAAAGUACCUAUGGUUACAUUUUCAAAAGGGAAAAACGCCUGCUGGUUGCCUCUGUGCAUGACCUCUUGGCCGGAGAGUUGGCUCUUACCCGGCCAAAUGCUGCUUAUUGUCAUUUACAUUCUUUUCAAUAAAGGUUUCUUAUUUGAAGCCCCUCUGGUCUGUACAAACAAGCCAGCAUCGGGUUUUCCUCAUCAAGCGUAAUGAAACGUACUAAUUAAGCAAUACGCCAUCAUUAUUUCCUUUUUGGAGGUGAACUUGUGUUUUUCAUGCUUGAGUUGUUUUGUAAAGGCAUUAACAGUAUUACUGUACUCUUCUCAUAUUCUAGGAAAGCUUAUCUUUUACUUAAGAAUUGACAAUUGUGCCUUUUUAUUUUUAGUAUACCAUUUACAUGUGUUAAUAUUUCCCAUGGUUAACACCUGUGCUGGUAUUGACCCUUUAUGUACAGAACAAGUAAAUAAAAUUUAUGUCUACUUCUUUAA